Molecule: messenger RNA, 1063 nt
Organism: Vavraia culicis subsp. floridensis
Lineage: Eukaryota; Fungi; Microsporidia; Pleistophoridae
Exons: 1
Coding region: 1-1050 (349 amino acids)
Cellular component (GO): Prp19 complex; U2-type catalytic step 1 spliceosome; U2-type catalytic step 2 spliceosome
Molecular function (GO): pre-mRNA binding; U6 snRNA binding
Source: RefSeq, a predicted model, not a curated record
AUGGAGGACAAAACCAACAAAAUUCUCAACACGCGCACCAUCAGAAUAGAGAACACGCCAGAUACAUUCAACAUCACCAGCAUAAUAGAUUUAAUAAAAGAUUGUGAAUUAGAAUCCAUAGUCGUAGAGAAUGGUGUUUAUUAUUUAAACUUCUUCGAAUACUUUGUUUUUUACAUAGCGUAUAAUGAACUGAUAAAGGAAGGAAACGUCGGCGAGGAUAUAGCUAUAAGUUACGUUGAAAGCGGUGCUAUGCCGGCGAACAAGCUGCUUGCCCAUCAGGCUGGUGCCUCACGAAGCAUUUAUUUCUCUAAUAUUGAUGAUAAUAUGGACAAGGAAUACUUCGAAAGUAUUUGUAUGAAACACGGAGAGAUAGAAAACAUGAAGAUAAGUAAAGAGAAAAGACAUGUACAGAUAAGGUUCUACAAGUUUGAAAGCGCCAUGAGCUGCAUGGAGAGCCUGCACAAGGGCAACGGGAAGAGUAGGCGGUACGGGUUUCACAGGAUGAAAUCGCACAACAAGGCGUUCCACUGCAACAGAACACUAUAUCUGGGUAACGUACAGAGCGAAGUUACGGCAUCAGGUGUUCUCAACCACUGUCGAGGCGGUGCAAUCUUUUCUAUAAAGUUUUUAAGGGAGAAAAAGUGUGCUUUUCUUACUUUUAUAAAUCCACAUGCCGCAGAAGCAUUUCUUCAUAACUGUUCGCUCAACCCACUCACCGUUAAAAAACACAGGAUUAAAGUUACUCACGGAAAUAAUUCUAACAUUCCCAUAAACAUGAUGCUUGCGCUGUACCAUGGUUCAACAAGGUCAAUACAGGUAAAAAAUAUCGAUGAUGUUCUUGAUAUGGAGCAGAUCGAAAGUGUGUACAAGGAAAAUGGUGCUGUAGUCUACAAUUUUCUAUCGCUGUAUGCGGCCACGAAAGCAAUGGAAAACUUAAGGAGUACUUGUAACGAGGAUCAGGUCAUGUAUGUCCCCGAUAGAUGUGAUAUUGUCAAUUCGACCGAGGUGAUGCUGUACAUGCACUACAAUGAAUUUAUUAAGAAGAAUUAAAGAUUGUCAUUUU